UACAAAUUUAAUAAAAAAAACAAUCGAAAGGAACGUUUAAAACUAUAUACAGAAGGUUGAUUCUUUGGAUAUUUUGGAAUAGUACUCCAUAUAUGAGGAUCUUUAUCAAUAGUAAAGCAUUUAGUAUUAAAUAUUUGUUCUUUAGAUUCAUCAAUGUCCAUAAUGGGGUUCACAGAGACGGAACCAGGCUAUUGGUUGCUUGCUGGAGUAAUUGGUCUUCUCACCGCUUGGUUGGUCAAACAUCUGAUAACCAGGCCCAAGAACCUUCCACCCGGGCCCACUGGACUACCUCUCCUGGGUGUAGCCUGGCAAAUCUUCAAGGGUGGGUCGGAUCCUCUUGCUCUCUUCGCAUCAUGGUCCAAGAAGUACGGUGAGAUCGUAUCAUUCUACGUUGGUCCGAAGCCGAUCGUCAUCCUCAACUCCUACCCGGUCAUCUUCGAAGCAUUUCGUCAUCCCGAUCUCCAAGACCGACUCAGCAGCCGACUACUUCAAGAAAUAAUGGGAUUAAAGAACAGCGGAAUUGGUUUUUCUAACGGAGAAGUCUGGAAGGAGCAGCGAAAGUUCACCCACUCUGUAUUCCGGAGUCUUGGUGUUGGUAAGAAGAGCUAUGAGGAUACCGUAUCAGCCGAGAUGAUCCAGCUUUCUUCAGUCAUCAAAGAAAAGAAAAGUUCUCCUUUUGACCCCAGCACUCUCUUUAUGCAAGCCGUUUCCAACAUCAUUUGCUCUAUCAUCUUCGGAACACAGUACACAUACGACGACGACGCAUUCAAGAAAAUUUUGCAUCUCGUGAACUUGAACGUAAAAUUGUCGGGAGGGGGCGGAUCGUUUUUGUUUCUUCCCAUUCCUGGUAUUUCCAAGAUUCCGUUUGGUAAAAUGAAGCUCAUGACAAACACAAUUCGGAGCUUGAACGCCUUCAUCCAGUCUCAGAUUGAGUCUCAUGAAAAGAAUUGGGAUCCAGAAAAUCAGAGGGAUUUCAUCGACCAGUACCUCAAUAAGUUGGAUGAAACCAAGGACACAGUUUCUUCAUUCAACAAACUCAAUUUAACCGGUUGUAUCGCCGAUCUCUUUCUCGCUGGGUCUGACACGACGGCUACUACUCUAAAGUGGUGCAUCCUCUACAUGAUGGCCUACCCACGGAUUCAGUCACGUGUUCAAGAUGAACUUGAUCACGUGGUUGGCAGAGAACGAAUCCCAAGGCUGGAUGAUAUCAAAGAUCUUCCCUACACCAAUGCCGUUAUCUUAGAGGUCCAACGGAAGGGUGUGGUUGUCCCACUAGGUGUGCCCCACGUGGCUGCUGCGGAUACCACCAUACGAGGCUACACCAUUCCGAAGGGCGCCGUCAUUGUUUCCAACAUUUCUGAGGUGCUGAACAGCGAAGAGCUUUGGAAAGACUCCGGGGCCUUCAAUCCUGAAAGGUUUCUGACCGCAGAUGGAGAGCUUAUCAAGAGAGAUGAACUCAUCUUUUUCAGCAGUGGUCGCCGUGCCUGUCCUGGAGAGCAGCUAGCCCGGAUGGAGACAUUCUUAGGUUUUACAAGCCUCCUUCAACGAUUCACCUUCAAGAAACCUGACAACUCACCACCUCUUUCUUUUGAAGGAGUAUUGGGUGUAUCAAGGAACCCUGUUCCCUACAUGACAUGUGCUGUAGUAAGAGAAUGAAAAUGGAAGAAAAUCCUUUAAAGUUACAGUCAUGAGGUACGGUAAUAAGGAAACAUGGAUUCUCAGAGAAUCAAAAGGAACCUACACUCAAAAUCCAAGGUGAUAAGUGAUAUCUGCCAAAUGGUUAAGGUACAAAAUUACUAAAAGCUAAAUAAUGAAACGAAAACAUAUGUUAAAAUCGAGCUGGUCAACCAUAGUCAUAGUUGGUCAUAGUUGUCUAAAGUUAUGAAUCGAAGUUUUCAGUUAAUGUGAUUGCGGGCAGUCAUUGUUACUUGACAUUUUAUGGUUCACAUAUACAGUCUACUGCAUUUUAAGCGCUUUUUUUUAUCGAAAUAUAACUCAAUCAGCACAUCUCAAGUUUAGCUGUACCCCUUAUAAAAAAGAGAUAAUGUUUUAAGUUGAAAUAUCUUUUUUCUUUCCUCUUUUUAUGAAAUGAUUGUGGGAAUAUGAAUUGUUCUUGCUAAAUAACGUUGAUAUCUUCUAGGAACGUUAUUGGUCAAUCUCUGUAACUCAUAAAAUUGAUUAAUAAAGUUUUUAAAUAUAUUCACUUUUAUCUAUUGUCAAUAUAUAUAUCUCAAAGAGUAGACGCGAUGCUUUUAAUAAUAAACGAACCUAUCCAUACUUCGAAGAUCUUCCAAAUUUUGUUAUCACAUUCUACAUCUUAUUACAGGGAGCAGUUCAAGGAAGAAAAUAGGUCGCUUAAAAUGUUGCAGAUUAUCGUGAUCUGAUAUAGAAGAAUGAUGCUCGCGUUACUCUUAACUAUUGUAACGCUUGUAAAUCGAGCAACAAUUUAAAUGGACAAAUGGAGCUGACGUAUAAUACAAGCUCUAUUUAGAUGUCACUUCAGUCCAAAACUUCAUUAAUUUAUUAUAUGUAUCGUGUCCUCUUCAACUGGCGGAUAAUAAUAUGUUAGUAAUGAAAUGUCUCCUUUUUUUGUGAUUUAUGUUACUUUUACUCACCUUUUACACGAUCGCGACUAUUUUUGAAAAAUCAACUCAAGGGCGAUUUCAAUACCUGUUAUAAAUCCCAUAGAAAUCAUGUUGGGGUUACGUAAUACUUCAUUGUCAUGUUCGCACGGUUCAAUAGGUGACGCACAAGCCUCAGUAUUCACAAUGCCCUAGGUUGAGUUUUCGAAAACAGUUGCGAUCGUAUUCUAUGUAGUUUAAUCGUUUGUAGAAUGUUUUCUCAUUGAAACAGAAAGUAAAACGAAGACUGUCUAUAUAACUUAUGGAAUGCUAUCGUACUUUGUGAAAAGUGAAUGAAAGAGACGGAAAACGGGGGAGAUAAAGUGUGGAGGUAAAUGGUCAGUUUCCCCUUAUAUUUUGAGCCUCUAUAACUUCACUUUUCCAUAGAUUUAUAUUUCAAGUAAGUUACAUCGUACAUAAAUUCAAAAAUUAUUUUGUGAUUUGUAAAUGAUAUUGAUUAUAAAAGCACUUAUUCUUUGACGUUUUAACCCA
Messenger RNA from Strongylocentrotus purpuratus (purple sea urchin), 3113 nucleotides. RefSeq names its product cytochrome P450 2J6-like. NCBI's taxonomy places the organism in Eukaryota, Metazoa, Echinodermata, Echinoidea, Camarodonta, Strongylocentrotidae. Gene Ontology annotation, cellular component: intracellular membrane-bounded organelle; cytoplasm. The record is from RefSeq and is a predicted model, not a curated record. Gene Ontology annotation, biological process: xenobiotic metabolic process. Gene Ontology annotation, molecular function: iron ion binding; heme binding; oxidoreductase activity, acting on paired donors, with incorporation or reduction of molecular oxygen, reduced flavin or flavoprotein as one donor, and incorporation of one atom of oxygen. The transcript is spliced from 7 exons. The coding region runs from base 154 to 1656 and encodes 500 amino acids.